AUGUCAGAAGUAAUGGAAGAUCCCUUUGAUCAGGUAGCAAACGACACUCAAGAGCAAUUAGAUAGAUUGAAACAUUACUUGACAACACAUGGACGAGACGAUGAAGUUAUAGACAUUUUAAAGGAUGUUAAGGAUACGAUGGUAGAUCUGGAGAGAAGUAUUAUAGUCAUGAAAAGGUCAGGACAGGAUGUGAGCUCAAGAGAGGAUAAAUUGACCCACAUACGAAGAGCCUUGGAUUUGUUAGAUAGCACGAAGCCUAAUACAGUAAUAGCACAGAAAGGGCUUACAGUACCUCUGGACGAAGAAGAAGUAGAAACUCGAGCCUCUAAAGGUAAUGCCGGUGAUCAGGAUCCAUCAGGUGGGAUGAUAAACCCAUUCCAAGAACAAUUAUUAAGGGAACAGGAUAGCCAUCUUGAUGAUAUCCAUAAGACAAUGCAGAAUCUACAUGUACAUGCGCAAACAAUGGGCCAAGAAUUAGAAGACCAAGGCCAGAUACUAGAUGAACUAGAUGAAAACUUCGAUUCAAUUACAAAUAAAGUGCAGAGAGGGAGACGACAAUUGGAAUGGAUUUAUGAGAAAAAUAAAGAAAAAUAUAACGAUUGUUGCAUUGGAUUAUUGAUUAUAGCUCUAAUAGUUCUCUUGGUACUUGCAUUUAUUGCAUGA
This is a messenger RNA of Maudiozyma barnettii, 663 nucleotides long. RefSeq names its product Tlg1p (gene TLG1). The transcript has a single exon. Gene Ontology annotation, biological process: intracellular protein transport; vesicle fusion; Golgi to vacuole transport. The record is from RefSeq and is a predicted model, not a curated record. Gene Ontology annotation, cellular component: membrane; endomembrane system; SNARE complex. NCBI's taxonomy places the organism in Eukaryota, Fungi, Ascomycota, Saccharomycetes, Saccharomycetales, Saccharomycetaceae. The coding region runs from base 1 to 663 and encodes 220 amino acids. Gene Ontology annotation, molecular function: SNAP receptor activity; SNARE binding.